AUGGCGGCAUUGGGGCUUCUUGGUCUGGCUCUGGCUAUUAUCGGUUGCUUUGGUGACGUUAUCAUCUGUGCACUGCCAAUGUGGAAAGUUACUGCGUUCAUUGGGCAAAACAUCGUAACUGCCCAGAUCUACUGGGAAGGUUUGUGGAUGAACUGUGUGAUACAAAGCACUGGUGAGAUGCAGUGCAAGGUCUACGAUUCUAUGCUGGCCCUUCCACAGGAUCUACAGGCCGCACGCGCGCUUGUGGUCAUCUCCAUUCUCGUCUCCCUACUUGGAUUUAUGCUCGCAAUUGUGGGUGGAAAGUGUACCAACUGCCUUGAAGAUGAUGUGGCUAAAGCUAAGGUUUCUGUGACCGCCGGCGUGUUAUUUCUGAUCGGAGGCGUCCUCUGUCUGAUUCCGGUGUCUUGGUCUGCGAAUUCAGUGAUACGUGACUUCUACAACCCCCAGGUUGCGGACGCGCAAAGACGUGAAUUGGGAGCAUCGCUUUUUAUCGGAUGGGGUUCCGCUGGCUUGCUACUGAUCGGCGGCGCUCUUCUGUGUUGCCAGUGCCCCAAAAGUGAAUAUCGUGGUUAUUCUGCCAAGUACUCUGCGCCACGAACCGCUACCCAGAGCGGUGGCGCCUAUGUGUAGCGCCUAGGGGUUCCAUGUCUUGAAGUGUAAGGGGUCUGGAUUUCCUCCAUUCGGAGGUGGUACCAAGAGACUGACU
Electrophorus electricus (electric eel) is the source of this 706-nucleotide messenger RNA. Its product is annotated as claudin-like protein ZF-A89. Gene Ontology annotation, cellular component: bicellular tight junction; membrane. Lineage: Eukaryota; Metazoa; Chordata; Actinopteri; Gymnotiformes; Gymnotidae. The record is from RefSeq and is a predicted model, not a curated record. Gene Ontology annotation, molecular function: structural molecule activity.